UACGUAUAAUAUUUAGAAAUUAAUUUUAAUGCGAUUUUUUGUCGAAAAUAAGUCCUAAAUCUUUUAAAGAUGUCGCGUUUACGCCCCUCCCACUCACGUUCUGCGCGAGUCAGCUGACUUUCCCAGUCUGUGACUUAAAAAGAAACCGGGUGGAGAGACGAUGUGUUUCUGUUCGCAAAACGGGAGCGCGUGAACGGGAUUUGCUCGUUUUUAAGCGUUAUUUUAACUCCCAGCCUCCGCAAAAGGCGGCUAAAGAAGAUGUUAAAGAGGAUAUAAAGUGAAAAAUAGCCGCGUUAGGUGAUUAAUUUUGGAUGUGUGAGGUGUUUUGUGUCGGGUUUGUCAGUCAUGGCUGAAUCGCUGUCUCUCCUGAAGCGGCUGAGUUAUGCAGUCGGACACUUUCUAAACGACUUGUGCGCCUCUAUGUGGUUCACCUACCUCCUAGUGUAUUAUCACUCUGUUUUGGGCUUUCAGAACUCGUAUGCAGGUGUAUUAUUGUUAGUGGGACAGAUAGCGGAUGGAGUGUGUACUCCUCUGAUCGGGUAUGAAUCGGACCGAACGGCAGGAUGCGGCAGUUACGGCAAAAGGAAAACAUGGCAUUUACUAGGGACGGUCAGUGUCAUCAUCUCUUUCCCCUUCAUCUUUAAUCAGUGUAUCGGCUGUAGUGAGUACACUCCGCAGUGGGCCAGUCUCAUCUACUUCGUCCCCUUCAUCAUCAUCUUCCAGUUCGGCUGGGCUGCCACCCAGAUCUCCCACCUGUCCCUCAUUCCCGAGCUGGUGAAGUCCGAGUCGGCUAAAGUGGAGCUGACAGCUUACAGAUAUGCUUUCACUGUCAUCGCUAACAUCACUGUGUACGCUGUGGCCUGGCUCCUCUUCCAUUUCCAGUCUAACGAAGAUCCGUCCAUGACCGAUAACCUUGGGCCUGUCGACAUCCCCAUCUUCAGAAAUCUGAGUUUGAUCGUUUGGGCAAUUGGCAUGCUUUUCUCUCUGAUUUUCCACCUGGGCACACGGGAGACAAAGGCUGGGGGAAACGAGGAUGAGGAGGGAGCAGAAGAUGCAGGAGAACACACACCUCUCCUCACUCGAUCCACACUGAGCUCUCCUUCUGUGGCUCUGCAGUGGCGACACUGGCUCAAAGAGCCGUCCUUCUACCAGGUUGCUCUUCUGUACAUGUGCACGAGGCUGAUAGUGAACCUGUCACAGACCUACAUCUCCAUGUACCUCACUAACACACUGCUCCUGCCAAAGAAGUACAUCGCUACAAUCCCCUUGGUGAUGUACGUGAGCGGAUUCGUCUCCUCUCUGAUCAUGAAGCCCUUCAACAAGCUGAUAGGGAAAAGUAUGGUCUACUUCGUGGGUCUGAUCCUGAUCAUGAUCUUCUCUUACUGGGCUCUGCUGGACACUCAUAUGGGUGACGGUGUGUACGGAGCAGCAGUGCUGUUGGGGGCGGGGUCAGCCACCAUCCUUGUCAUGUCUCUGUCCAUGACCGCAGAUCUCAUCGCUGAUCAGACCCAAAGCGGAGCAUUCGUUUACGGGGCUAUGAGCUUCACCGACAAAGUGGCAAACGGACUGGGAGUCAUAAUCAUCCAGGGCCUGCACCCGUGCCAUACUCAGGCGUGUUGUCCUGCGUGUGUGUGGUAUUAUCACUACGUGAUGGUGAUUGUUACGGGCGGAGUCUCUGUCAUAGCAGCACUCAGUCUCUGCACUAUUCUCAUCUGGCCAAUCAGGAUCAGCCAUCUGUCAGAGGAGCAGCAGGUAAACGGCUCUGUUAACAGUCCCCCAGACGGUCUCAGCGUGAUGCCCGGUCUGAUGCCAGACAGAGAAGAUUCAGACAGCAGCAGCGAGCCAACACUGGUGAACUGAAUUCAGCUGAAACUCAGAGGGGUUACACUCAACUGAACUGAUGCUUUCUUCAUGUUUAUCCAGUUAUUUACAGAUAAGUCCUGUGUGUGUGUGUGUGUGUGUGUGUGAGAGAGAGAGAGAGAGAGAGAAAGAGUAUGUGUGCAAACUGUUCAUGCAGUUAUUACUAUUAAUGUAAGGUGUGGGGAAGGAGGCGGGGCUUACUGCUGUCCAUAUGAGGGUAGCUGAAACACCUGUACACUCCAUCACUGACAGCACUACCCCAAGUGCCACAGGAAUUUUUUUUUAAUUGAGUUUUUAUUAUUGUUUAUUACAAAUGUUGUUUCACCAAAUGACACAGUCCGCAUACGCUAUGGUAUAGAUUUCCCAUGUGGUCCUGUGUGUGUGUGUGUGUGUGUGUGUGUGUGUGUGUGUGUGUGUGUGUGAGAGAGAGCGCGAGACAGAGAUCCAUUUUAAAGGCAUUUAGACACUAUUGAUUUUAUAAAGGGACCAGCAUUCUAAAUGUAUUUAUUAUCAGCGUAUAUAUUUUAUAUAAUAAUCUCUAAGAAAGUGAAGGUUCUACUAAAGAAUGUAGGGAGUCACGACAUGUCUGCUCGCUUUUUAUCCAUUUGAAACAAACAAGACGAUGACGUGUAUAAAUUCCUAUAUCCAGCUGUUUUAUCCAGCUGUGUGUGCACUCGUGACAUUUCUGCGACAGGCUCUGGGCGUCAUUUAUCGAUCUUUAAGUAUCUACAAUGAACACUGAUUUUCUUUACACGUGUGUGUGUGUGUGUGUGUUAAAAUGUGUAGCAAAGUAAAUGACCAUGAACCAUCUCACAGAAAGCUGUAAAAUGACUAAAUGUCAACAAAACGGAGAAGACUCGCCUCCACAGUGCAUUAGAUGUGCACCAAGUUUUCCAGUAAUGCAGCUCAGCGCUUUUGAUUUGUUAGACACACACACCAUGUUAACUCCCCCUCCUUUUAUAGGGGGCUAUUACUUUUGUCCCAGUUAACAGCUGUACAAGUCAGUGUUCAUCAAGUCAGAUUAAAUUUAGUAGUUUAAUAUGGGCAAUGAAAUGUGUAUAAAAAUUGCAGCAACCUGAGGAAACGUAUGCAUAAAUUUACCCAAACUCGCGAGUAAACCUCAAGAUACAGCUGUUUAUUUAUAUAUAAUUUCCAUUAACUAACAGAUUUUCACGAGCGCUACAUAUCUUGUGUAAAUGCUCCUGAAUAAAUUCAUUCGUCUGCAGUUUGAUGAAAGAGGCCCAGUGUCUUCUGAUAGAUAUAGUUUAGCUGACGUUAUCCCAGUGCUAAACUGGUGGCUAUAAGCUCCCUGGGCCUGUUAGCUACAUUAGCCUCCUGUGUAACACUAAAGAUUCAGGACAAACAUGUCCUGAAUCCUGACUUGUCUGUAACCUGAUCUUUCACUUGAAAAUGGAAAUGUUCCAUACGUAGGCAGCACACUUUGGGAAAUGUUUGUGAUCCGGAGAAAAAGACUCUCUCUUAUUUUUAUAGAUUUAACAGAGCAUCACAUCACCUGUGUCAUAAGAGAUAACCACACAUUAUUAUUAUUAUUAUUAACACAGUAUAGUGAUAUAAGAUGUGGUCAGUUUAAAAUCAAAGGAUAUGAUGUAUGUCGUCAUGACGCAGAAUAUAAAUGUAAAUAAUGAAGCAACGCACAUUUAUGCUUAAAGGGAAAUUUAUCUGGAUUAUUUUAUUCUCUAUUUCAUGGGGAACAGCAACACUGUGUGAUCAUGUGCCAAUAAACAGUGUUGUUUUGACAGACGUUUACUGACUAUAGUUACACGUUCAUAAAGCUUAAUAACUGUACAUAACUCUUCCGGUUUGCUAACUAAUUAAACAUGGCACAGAUACCGGUUAGUCUUUUCCUGGAAACUAAUUAUUCUUUAACAACUAAGCUUUAACAAGUGCAGUAGGAGUGAAUUACACUAAAUGCUACUCUUCUGUUUUCUUGCUUUUUCUGCCACCUUGUGCAUAAAAUGAGUAACAACAAAGAGUGAAAAUUCAGACUAAUUCAGGAUGAAAUGCACCGAUCAGCCAUAACAUUAUGACCACUGAGAGGUGCCGUAAAUAAGACUGAGUAUCUCCUCAUCAUGGCACCUGUUAGUGGGUGGGAUAUAUUAGGCAGCAAGUGAACAUUUUGUCCUCAAAGUUGAUGUUAGAAGCAGGGAAAAUGGACAGGUGUAAGGAUUUGAGCUUUGAGUUUGACGAAGGGCCAAAUUGUGAUGGCUAGACCACUGGAUCAGAGCAUCUCCAAAACUGCAGCUCUUGUGGGGUGUUCCCGGUCUGCAGUGGUCAGUAUCUAUCAAAAGUGGUCCAAGGAAGGAACAGUGGUGAACCAGCAACAGGGUCAUGGACGGCCAAGGCUCAUUGAUGCACGAAGGCUGGCACGUGUGAUCCGAUCCAACAGACAAGCUACUGUUGCUCAAAUUGCGAAGUAGUUAAUGCUGGUUCUGAUAGAAAGGUGUCAGAAUACACAGUGCAGUGUUAUUGGUGCACUGAUUGGUGUGUGUGUGUAUAUAUAUGUAUAUAUAAUUUGUGUAUAUAUAUAAUACUUUGUUUUCUCCAAUAUCAGAUCAAUAUCACUUUAUUUUUUGGCCUGAUAUUAAUCCUGGGUAUCACGCAAGUGCCGUUUCUAGUAAUAAAGCUUUAUUUACAGCUAAUAGCGCCCCCUGUCUGUAAAACACGCUAUUAAUGCAGCUCAUCUUCAAAAUCUCAUCUUUAUCCAUUCCCCUGUGCAUUAAUCAGUUACCUUUGAUCAUUUUAUUAAGAAUUAUAAAACAUUAUGAACAUUAGUUAGUUUGAGUUCUGUAAAACCACUGUAAAACUUUAUUUCCAAACUAAUUUCACGCAUCCGUGUGAUGAGCAACACGUGUAAUUUAACAGCACUUUUCUGAUGAGGCUUGAUGAUUAGACUUUAAAAGCUGCUCACACAGAAAAGUUAGGGAAUUUUAGGGGAUUACCUGCACAAGAAUUUACUCAUUCAGGUCUGAAAGCAUCAUUAAAGGGCAUUUUAAGGAAAUAAAUGGAAGUGUGUGUGCAUAUAAAUAUAAUCCCAGGUUUGAUCAGAUUCAUGAUCUGCUGUGAGUCUGACAUGUAUUUUUGUGUCUUUGUUUUAAUGUAUAUUAUUAUGUUUGUAUAUUUUUUUUUAAACAAUUUCCUUUUUUUUAAAUCAAAUUGUAUACUGGAAAAAUAAAAAGAUCCAUU
This is a messenger RNA of Hemibagrus wyckioides, 5064 nucleotides long. Its product is annotated as major facilitator superfamily domain-containing protein 12-like. The transcript has 11 exons. Gene Ontology annotation, molecular function: symporter activity. The record is from RefSeq and is a predicted model, not a curated record. Lineage: Eukaryota; Metazoa; Chordata; Actinopteri; Siluriformes; Bagridae. Gene Ontology annotation, biological process: carbohydrate transport. The coding region runs from base 346 to 1860 and encodes 504 amino acids. Gene Ontology annotation, cellular component: membrane.